GGGGGUUAUACAAUUUUAAAAUUAUUCUCAUACUUCCAAAAUGAUUUUUUUUGUAUCAGUGCAAUUUUAGUUGGGUUUAUAAUAGAGUGAUUUGUUGAAGCUAAAAUUGUAUGUAUUUUGUUGAGAUAUAAUGUUUUAAUAUCAUUUUUAUUUUACUAGGAAUCAUUAAAAACGUUUUAAAUCUGACUUUUAGUGUCUGUGGAAAAAAAUGUCAAGAUGGAGAUUGAAAUCGUUUUCAAUGCAAUAUUUAGUAAAACUAAAAGGAACAAGGAACUCCUGUUACCACCCAGUUUCAGUCGAAUGUGCACAAUAUAGUCAUUUUAGUGGACAGUGCAAGAAUUUAGCUCAAAAAAAUUGGUCUUCAUUUAUAGUAGGCCUUAGUGGCUUUCAUGGAUAUCAGUUUGGAUCAAGCCAUCUUCUAUUUUCCAGAGGAAUGUCUUUGAGUAAUGUUCAAGAUCAUGUACAAAGCAAAGUUUCACCAUUACAGGCUAAAAAAAGAGUAACAAGAAAAAAAAUAAGUUUGACAGCUGAGGCAGACUCCACUCAGGACUGGUGGAGUGUUGUGGCUUAUAGUACAGCUGAAGAAUAUGAUCUAAGUGAUCUUAUAGAUGGCUUGAAGAGACAAGGCCUUUACCAACAAUCAGCAAUGCCUGAAGAUAUGAAUGAUGUGUUACAUGUGUGUGCAAAGUAUCAAGUGGACAAAGAACCACGAGAAGCAUAUUUUUUCAGUGAAGGAUCUGUAGUUUUCUGGAAUGUGCCUGAAAUAGAACAACAAGCAGUGCUGAAAUUUUUAAAAGCCUACGAAACAAACUCAUAUGAGGAAAGUAUUGUUUCUGAAGAAAAGGAGGUAAUGGAAUAUUUGUAUACAGAGAAGUCCACCAGAGGAAGCAAUAAAACUCGUCUAAUUAAUGGCCAAAUCAUGCUUAACUCUGAGGGAUCAACUGACUUGGAAAAAUAUGCAUUUUCAAAUGGCUUGGCAUUAUCUGUGAAGCUGGCAAUCUGGGAAGCCUCUUUGGAGAAGUACGUAGACAGUAUUGACUGGAUAACUGAGGAAAUGAAGAUUGGCAAGAAGAUUUCAAUAACAAGAGAUCAAGUUUUUCAAAAAAGUGGAGAAAUUUUUGCUUUAAGGCAUCUAAUAAACCUAUGCUCAGAUCUUCUGGAUACUCCUGACUUUUACUGGGAUAAGCAGAAUUUAGAGGCAUUAUAUCAUAAAACUUGUAACCACCUGAGUGUGACCAAAAGAACCAAGGUCCUUAACGAGAAGAUAAACCACUGCUGUGAAUUAAUGGAGUUAUUAAGUGGACACCUUAAUGAUCGACAUCAUGUUCGAUUGGAGCUCAUGAUCAUUGCACUUAUCAUGGUGGAGGUGGGAUUUGAAGUUCUUCACUUUGCAAGAAACUUGUUGGAAACAGGGGGAAGUUAAACAAGACUACUGUAAACGUUUGUAUGAAACUAAAAGUUGUUUUAUGGUUAGAAGCAGGUGAUUAGUACAUUUUGGUGCCCUUCUGUAUUUGUGUGUGAGUGAGUCACAAGGAAUUGGUUUUAGUUUGAACUUACCUAACUUUUCAACAGAAAGAAAUAGCAGUAGUUUUGAAAUUUUUUUCAGAAGAAAAUGAAUGGUGUUUCUGAUAGGGAUACCUUUUUAUUAAAAAAAAUAGAUGCCAUUAUAAACACCAGUUCCUUUGUUAUUGAGAUGAAGUAGUCAGUGUAAAAGCAUAUGUUAUUUUUUACAUCAUUCAGGCCAAGAUUUGGGUGAAUUCAGUAAUAUAUAAGCAUCAUUUUUUUUCCUUAAGUGACAAGACAAACAUUUAAUAUUUUCUCUGCCUACUUCAGAGACAGUUUAGAUACCUACUUAGUUUUUUUCAUCUUCUGGAAAAAUUGUAUUUUUAGUAAUGUAAAUUAUCAUUGAGAAAUAUAUUUUAUUCAUUGGAAUACGAGCAUGAAAUAGAAUCGUUAUCAAUGCAUAAUUAUAAAUCAUGUAAGAAUAUAAAUAAUACCACGAUAAAGCUUGAGUAUAAUUUUAGGAAAGCAUAAAUGAACAGAUAUAGCAUCUUACUGGAUCUUUUAGGUAACUAGUUUUGAUACUCUAUAAUUAACAAGUUUUGAGAAAAAUUAUUUUUUCCAACUACUACAGGUAGGAGAGAAGAUCUCUAAUUUUAAACUAUCCGAGAUAAAAGUGUAAAUUUUCCUAUUUACAUCAAAAUGCAGCUAUUGUAGGUUCUCCCCUUUAUAAAUAAUGUACUGUAUCUUCAUAUGAACUUUGAUUUCUAUAUUUUUACACCACAAAGUUUUUGCAGUACUAAUGUUAUGUUUAACAUAAUUACAAGAUGUUUUUUAAAUAUGAAGUUUCUAUGUUAGCCAGAAAGUUCUUAACGAAAAGUGAAUCCUUAGCUGUGAAGAAAUUUGACAAUUAAGUAGCAUUGCAAAAUUAAAGAAAUUGCUAAAUUUUAGUUGAUUUUUGGGUUGUGUAAUAUUCUUUGACUUCACUUUAACCUUUUAAAUGCUUAUUUUAAAAUAUAUUUCAUACACUUCAGAGUUGUAGCUAUUAAAUUUUAUAAGGUGUCUUGUAUGUCAUUAAAGCAAUGAACAUGGAUGA
This is a messenger RNA of Limulus polyphemus (Atlantic horseshoe crab), 2596 nucleotides long. RefSeq names its product required for meiotic nuclear division protein 1 homolog. The transcript is spliced from 12 exons. Gene Ontology annotation, biological process: positive regulation of mitochondrial translation. The coding region runs from base 209 to 1423 and encodes 404 amino acids. The record is from RefSeq and is a predicted model, not a curated record. NCBI's taxonomy places the organism in Eukaryota, Metazoa, Arthropoda, Merostomata, Xiphosura, Limulidae.